Molecule: messenger RNA, 1140 nt
Organism: Trypanosoma conorhini
Lineage: Eukaryota; Euglenozoa; Kinetoplastea; Trypanosomatida; Trypanosomatidae
Exons: 1
Coding region: 1-1140 (379 amino acids)
Biological process (GO): exonucleolytic trimming to generate mature 3'-end of 5.8S rRNA from tricistronic rRNA transcript (SSU-rRNA, 5.8S rRNA, LSU-rRNA)
Molecular function (GO): 3'-5'-RNA exonuclease activity; nucleic acid binding
Source: RefSeq, a predicted model, not a curated record
AUGCCGGGCCACACAAAGCGCGCCAUGGCGCAACGGAAGGCGAACAAGGAGCGCCGGGCGUGCGAACACGGGCAGCGUCCGGCUGCAUCGCGCCGCAGCAAAGCGCAACCGGGGCAGCGUGCGCUGCAGGGGCAGCAGCGCGGCCGGGUGCCGUGCGCCAGCAUCUACGACGAGGCGGACCCGUUGGACCGCCAGCUGUUUGACUACAUCAUUGUGGUGGAUGUCGAGGCGACCUGCGAGGAGGGCAACGCCAACUACCCUCACGAAAUCAUCGAGCUGCCAGGGGUGCUCAUUGACGUGCGUCGCGGCGUGGUGGACAAGCAGCGCUCGUUUCGCUCGUACGUGCGGCCGUGGCGCAACCCCGUGCUCUCCGGCUUCUGCAAGGCCCUGACCGGCAUUGCGCAGGCGGACGUGGACGGCGCGCCCAGUCUUCCGGAGGUAGUGAAGGCGUUUGAGCGGUGGUACCGUGCGACGAUUCCGGCGGGGGCCAAAGUUGCGUUCGCCGCGGACGGCCCGUGGGACUUCAAGAACUUCAUCUACGAGCACUCCGUCCUGCGCGACCACGUGGGUUUCCCCGGCAUCUUCUACGAGUACCUCGAUAUUCGCACGACGUUUGCCCACCACUUUAACCGUGGCGCCCCGAUCAAGUUGGACGCCAUGCUGCGGCGGAUGCAGCUGGAGUUUGAGGGCCGCCCGCACUGCGGCUUCGACGACGCGGUGAAUAUUGCGCGGCUCGCCGUGGCGAUGAUGCGGGCCGGCUGCGUCUUCGACUUCCUCAUCACCAUCCCCAUGGAGGACGCCUACCACUACCCGCUAGACGGCUACCCGCUCUACCGCCGCGCGGAGGGCAGCGGGCGGCUUGACCCCGACGUCGUAGACGACAUCGCCAAGCGGUGCUACGGCAUGGAGUACUUCAGCUUUGGGGAGCGGCACCGGGAGGCGGUGCUGCAGUACCGCAUGAAGCACCCCCACCAAUUCCGCGGCAUGACCGUGAAGCAAAUGGAGAAGAGGCUGCACCGCGGGAGGCUGGCCAUUCGCUGUCGCCUGGUCGCGCUCUGCGCGCUCGUGGUUGUUGCCGCCGGGAUGCUGCUUGCGCUGCUCUUCACAAGGGUCUCCCGGUGGUGGGGGCGGCCGCCGUAA